ACUGUCGAAGCUGACCUGGUACCCGGGGAUGAAGUUAUCGCCCGGGGCUACGAGCGAAAUUAUAACAACCUUGAGGCCCAUGGGUUUCGGCCGAUCUGGGCAGGAACGUACCCCCAUCCUGAGAUUCCCGCUGAUAUUCUAGAGCACCUGGACGAGGAUGGAGGUGGUCGCGGGGCCGCUUUCAUCGGUCCUCUCCGGAGUUUCGCUUGGCUUGCGGGCCUAGAUGAACUCGUUGACGAAAUCGACAGCCGCGCGUAUGUUAUUGAGGAUGAAAUUAUCGAAAUGCCCAGAAGCGCAGAAUUUAUGUGGGCAAUUGUACCAUUCAUUGAGUUGAAAAUCGUCUCAUUCCGAACUGUGGAAAAGGUCUAUGGGGCGAGGCCCCGAUACCUUCGGGAAUCGGGGAUCCUACCAAAGACAUCCCCCGCUGGGGUCACGAACAAUCCAUCGCCAUUCCCCCUCGCCGAGAUCACGCCAAACAACCGAUUGCAAAGACCUUCGGGAAAGAUCAUGUGCAUGAGGCUUAAGUCUGUGAAGGACCGCCGCACGUUGGAGAUCAACAUCCGUCGCCUAGCUGAAGGCCAUCUAGCAUCCCGAAACCUCUGGUUCCGUGGCUUGAGCAUCUCUGCGUUGGAGUCCACGUUGACUUUCUUUAUCCCGCAAGCCAAUGAAAGCUACAGAGACAACGAAUUUGGGCCGGGCAUAUACGUGGCCGAUUCCUUGUCGGAGAGUUUGAGAUACGCCACGAGGGGCGCCGGGGCCAUCAUGGUCUUUAAAGACCCUGACCUGCAUAACUCCAAUGUUUGGCGGCUCAGUGAUGAUGAAUGGAAUGCUUGGACCUUCAGAUGGACAUCGCCCAACGUCACUGCCAACCGGGCCGCCCCGGCAGAGUAUACCACGGCCGAUUUUGUGCAGGGGGCUCUUAGCGAAAGAUAUGAGGAUCUGGGAGCUGCCAGGCAACGACCGCGGACCCAGUCUCAAGACACCCAGCUCGUUGCAGUCAGCUAUAAAGGCUGCCAAAUCUUGUCCGAUUCUCUGCACAUGAUUAUCUUU
Molecule: messenger RNA, 1050 nt
Organism: Aspergillus steynii IBT 23096
Lineage: Eukaryota; Fungi; Ascomycota; Eurotiomycetes; Eurotiales; Aspergillaceae
Exons: 1
Source: RefSeq, a predicted model, not a curated record